GAGAGGGAGCAAGUGUUUACUCGAACUGACCAGGAAUAUAGCACAUAUAUAGAAGAUGAAUCUGAAGGAAGAGGGUUACUGGCGGACAAGCUGCGUUGGCUCUGCAUUAUCAGCCAGUGGCUGCAUGCUCGGCUGAUCUCUGGACCCUCAGAUUUAGCAACACAACAGGAGACAGGCAGCUUCAAAAUCAGUCUGAAACAAAGACAGGAUAGAGGAAAGACGUGAUUUAAAGAAAGCAAAAAAGAAAGAGACAGGCGGAGGCAACAGCAGGCUGAGUUGUGACAGGGUGACGAGGGAAAACAGCAGCUGUAAAUCAGAGUUAAACAUUGAUAGAGGCUCUGUGAGGUAUAAUGGUUGACAGAACUUUUUAUUUAAGGUUUUGAGGAGGAGUAUGAGAGAUUUGAGAGGACGGGGGGGUCAGGGGCAGAGGUCCGGCAGGGAGUAAUUGUGGUGACAGCCAGUGCAAGGGGACAAGGACUCAUGUGAGACACAGAGGAAUUAAAAUAAAGGGACAAAAGAGAAGGAAUAGAGAGGGACUGGCAGACCCAAAGCUGGAGUUCAGUAUGGGUGUCAAGAGCAAGGCUGCUGUCGCUAUCUUAGUCCUGCUGCUGUUCCUCGGCUCCCUGUGGCUCCAGGGAAGUUUGGAUUACCACUGGGAUUCUUGUUUAAAAGGUUAUAAUCAGGGGAAUACGCUCCACCAGCUGUACAACAGCAGUGUGGCCGAUGGGGCUGAGGGCCCACAGGUCAGAGAGGGGUGCCCUGGCCAGACCUUCCAGGUGUCACUGCUGCUCUCCCACCUGCUGGCUGCACCAACCUCUACCUCUGACGUGCUGCUGCAGCCGUAUCUGUCCAGCUGGGAUGAGCUUGUGAGGUUUAUGGAAGCUCUGGGCCCGGUGGUGGGAAUAAUAUCUAAAGAGAUAAAAACCAAGACGUCAAUAAUCCGCCAACUGGCCCUGUUGGCAGACGGGAACCCUGAAGCAGAGCUGGGCCCAGAUAUACACUCAGUGAACAGUGUGAGCACAGAGGCUGGUGCAAAGAACAAUCAGGAGGCCUCACAGCCCACUGGUGCCUACCACUCUGUGCGCUCCAUGAUCUGGAUAGAGCGGAACCGAGGAGUGGUGGACUUCCACCACCAGACGGACUCUGGAUGCCGAACUCUUCUGCGUCUGCAUCGCGCUCUGCAGUGGCUGCAGCUCUUCCUGGAGAAGCUGGCUGAGACACCAGCGGCUGGGCGGCUGAGGAGCCCCUCAGAGCUGUGUCGUGAGGCCUACCAGAGCACCCUUGCCCACCACCACACCUGGUUCGUUCGCACAGCCGCCGAGCUGGCCUUUACGGCCAUGCCAGAGCGGGGUUUCUUCUUCAGGCUGGUGUGCGUGCAGAGCCAGGAGGAGCUGAGCUCUACGCUGACCAGAGUCGCUCAGGCCAUUGGAGAGGUUUAUGACAGGACGCAGAAAGCCCUGGAGGAAAAUGGCAUGCUGAACUUGCCAUAGAAAAGGAGACUAUCAGACUUGACUAUAUUUGCACUGUCUCCAUGGUAUCCAGGACAUCACGUGUUUAGCUACAAACAUGGUGUAAAGUUCCUAAGGAAACAUGAAUGGACUUUUUCAGCUAAAAUUCACACGUGCCAUAUUUCCCUCCCAACCAAAGUGCUGCAUCAACAAUCAACUGAUACUGAAAGUUCAGUCUGCAGACAUUCCUUAUCCAAUUUUCUGACAUUAUGACUUCUCCUCUCUUUAAGGCAGUGGUGCCCACAAAGGGGGCCAGGGGGGCCUUGACCCCCCGGCUGAUAUUUCUGUCUUUAAGAGGCUGUGGUAUGCUCAGGAUAGUGAAAUCUUGUGAAACUAGACAACCUACGGCAUCCAUUAGUACCAACCAUUUUGGCAUAAUGGAAAGAAUGCCAUGUAACACCCAACUUAAGCUAAAUUUUGGCAAAUGAAUUGAAUGAUUGAAUGAAUGAAUUUUGGGAAUGACUGCCAAAGCCAUUUUUCAAAGAGGUCCCUUGAACUCUCACCUCAAAAUAUCUAAAUGAAAAUGCAUUCUGUGGGUGCCCAAGAAUAUUUAUAUAAUUCACCUAUUUACAUUUUAUUAAGACUUAAAGUUAUGCAUAUUUAAGGGCGGGGCUGCUUCUAAGAGUCAGAUUCAUUCCUUGCUCCUCCACAGCUCUACCCUAGUCAUUUCUGGUUCUUAAAAACCACAAUGGCAACAGCGGGAGUCAACAAACCAAUGGGUAAUGUCAUGGAAGCUACGUGCAGUAUUUUAUACAGUCUAUGGUGCCACCCUAAGGUUUCAGUGGCCCCAUCUGGCCACCCCUUUGAAAGAUUUCUGGGGGCACCACUGCCUUAGAGUGGCAUUUUUAAUGUAGCCUGUAAUGUAUUCAGGCUGGCUGAACACAAACUGUGAAUGAUAUAAAAAGGUGGACGCAAUAACAUGAACAUGCAGCAACCCAAUGCAGUCAAUACAGCAUUUGUUAGGCCUGUUAUGUUUUUGAGACUGCGUCACAGGCGAGGUGAUUUUCUAACGGAUUCUAUCAGAUUGUAGACUUCAUGUUUUUGUGCCUACCUCUGCACAUAUGUGAUUUGGUUUUUUUUACGUUCAAAUUCUAUUGAAAAUGACUGCUGUUUUGAAUGUAGUUGAUGCUUGGUGAUUUAGUAUGCUACCUCAAACCUGGCUAGGUCUAGAUGCCUCGUAGCCCUAAAAUCUGGGACCAAUCUAUCCUGAUUAAAGAGCUAUUACACGAAACAAAUCAACAUGGGCUGAACAAAAGACAACGUGGUGCUUCACAGCAACUGUGGUGUGCGUGAGGAAAAUUAAUUUCUCAGUUUUCCAUUUUUUUGUAUCAUGUUCAGAAUGAUUAAAUAUCCCUUUAAAAAAGAAGAAGAGAGAAUCCAGUUGCCUCUUUUCUGACAGAGUCUGGUUCAGUAAUGUGAUAACUUUGACAUUUAAAUGCCACUGAACCAUUGUGUAAUGUUACCCACCAUCCAGCAGAGGUUCCUGCGCUCUGCUCCAGACUAAUCUUCAUUCUGCCAACAUCAUGGUGGAUUUAAUCUGCUCUGUGCAACACUCUUACCUGGAUACAUUUUGUGGGAAUGGACAGGUUUUUGAACCCAAACACAAAGGCCUUUUCCCCCAUAAUAUCUCUGUGUUUGUAAGACAAUAUAAAAUGUUAUGCUUUAUAUAUUAGAAACAAUCUGAAGAAUAUCAAAGCUCUGCAUUAUUCAGGAUUAUAAUAUACAGAAUGUGUGUGUAACAGAGAGAAUAGCAUGCGUACUGUACUGUACGUAUCACUGGCGUUACUCUUGAUCAGACUAUUUUAAAACCACAAAUACCUCUAAUGCCACGUAAUCCUGGCUCUCUCCCUUUUCCUGGACUGUGCUCUCUCUUUCUGAGGAGGAGACAGUGAAGAAGGGAGAGAUAAGGAUUGAUCCUGAAGCCACUGAGUGAACAGUAGACAGGAGCUGGUUGAAGGUCAGUGGGUGGAAGUACACUUCAGCUGUAAUCUUGUCAAGCAGUUGGCGGCAGACUUUAUUAAAGCAGCUCCUUAAGGGGAAAAAGCUGAACUAAAACAGAAUUCACAUAUUUCUGAGCGUAGGUCAAUUAAUACAUAGGAUUUUUGAACAAUUAAAUGUUGUGCUCGAAUCCAGCCAAGACUUGAAUCUGUGACCUUUGACCCGUGGUGUGUGUAGGAGGAUGACAUGUUGCCGUUGGUAUUUCCACUACGUAUUCACUUCCUCCUGAGACUCUUUCAAAAAUAGAGUGCGGAGAUUCUCAAUAGUUCACACAUAACCUAAGCUUUUUUGUUUCUUCUGUUUUUGCCUUUCACUUGUUCCCAUGUAUCAGUGUGUAAGCACAGGUUGUUCACUGGUGCUGAAGG
This is a messenger RNA of Epinephelus fuscoguttatus (brown-marbled grouper), 3871 nucleotides long. RefSeq names its product glycolipid transfer protein domain containing 2b (gene gltpd2b). Gene Ontology annotation, biological process: ceramide transport; intermembrane lipid transfer. The transcript has 4 exons. Lineage: Eukaryota; Metazoa; Chordata; Actinopteri; Perciformes; Serranidae. Gene Ontology annotation, cellular component: cytoplasm; membrane; cytosol. The record is from RefSeq and is a predicted model, not a curated record. Gene Ontology annotation, molecular function: ceramide 1-phosphate transfer activity; ceramide 1-phosphate binding. The coding region runs from base 564 to 1490 and encodes 308 amino acids.